This is a messenger RNA of Daldinia childiae, 3219 nucleotides long. Its product is annotated as Vacuolar morphogenesis protein 6. The coding region runs from base 1 to 3219 and encodes 1072 amino acids. Gene Ontology annotation, biological process: endosomal vesicle fusion; vesicle-mediated transport; autophagy. Gene Ontology annotation, cellular component: cytoplasm; fungal-type vacuole membrane. The record is from RefSeq and is a predicted model, not a curated record. The transcript has 5 exons. NCBI's taxonomy places the organism in Eukaryota, Fungi, Ascomycota, Sordariomycetes, Xylariales, Hypoxylaceae.
AUGCUCUCCGCAUUCACGGCUCGCCCCAUCAUCGAGCUUAAACUGCGCGAUAAGUCUAAGAUAGAAACAAUAUUAGCCUAUGGCGACCGCGUUCUUGUUGGGCUAAACACGGGCUCUUUGAGGAUUUACCGCCUGAACGACCUAUCACAAUCUACUACCACCAACGGUACACAUCCUCCAACUAGCCCACAGCGAGAAUCGAAUGGAAGCUCUAGUCGAAAUCCUACAGACCUUUUACGUGAAGUAGAGAAGUUCUCCACUCGCGCUAUCGAGCAACUUGCCAUCAUCAAAGAGUCUAAUACUAUCGUUUCCCUCUCCAACUACUAUGUCUCCCUUCACGAUCUCCAAACUUACGAAUUAAUCGAAACGAUACCGCGAACCAAGAGUGCCACCUGCUUUGCUGUCACCAGCAACAUCGUCAAGGAUGCUGCAACUGGUAUACCCGAGAUUAUUAGUCGUCUCGCUGUAGCUGUGAAACGGCGACUCCUGCUGUGGAGCUGGCAUGAAAGCGAGUUGCAUGACGAGGUUACUGAGAUUAUGCUUCCCGAAUCCAUCAGGACUCUUACCUGGGCAAAUGCGACCAAGAUCGUUUGCGGCAUGAAUGCAGGAUACGUACUGGUUGAUGUGGUUACUUUGGAAACGCAAGAGAUCGUGGGACUAGGUGCCGCUGCGACCGGAGGGCAGGGUAGCAGGUUCGGCGCAGCGAGUAUGGGCUAUAUGGGGCUCGGAGGUUACAUGCCAAAACCGCUAUCUACGAGGCUAGCCGAGGGGCAAAUGUUGCUUGCAAAAGACAUCAACUCGUUAUUCAUCGAUAUGGAUGGAAAGCCUUUAGAGAAGCGUCAGGUACCGUGGCAGAGCGCACCCGAGAGUAUUGGGUACAGCUACCCUUACAUAUUGGUCCUCCAGCCGCCCAUCAAAGGCACAUUAGAAGUGCGGAACCCGGACACCUUGAGUCUCCUACAGACGAUAGAGCUCCCCGGAGCGGCGCAGUUACAUUUUCCUCCACCGACUGUUAGUCUCGCCCACGCUGGCAAGGGAUUCCAUAUAAGCAGUGACCGUGCUGUAUGGAAAAUGGAGGCUACAGACUAUGAUACUCAAGUCAAGGAACUGAUAGACAAGGCCAAUUAUGAUGAAGCUAUAAGCGUGCUCGGCAUGCUUGAAGAUGCACUGUUGAAGGAUAAAACCGGCACCAUGCGUGAGGCCAAGAUGCUGAAAGCGGAAGUACUAUUCAAGAAAAGGAAAUUCGCAGAAAGCUUGGCAUUAUUUAAUGAGGAUGAAGUGCACGCGCCUGCUCAGAGGGUGCUGAGGUUGUACCCUAGGAUAAUUGCUGGCGACCUCUCUGCUGAACCUACACAAGAGGAAACGUCAGAGGAGGAAGAAGAGCAAGAAGAGGAUGAAAAAAUCAACGGCGACAAGGCCCCCAAGAGCGAUAUGCCUGCCGAGGUCGCAUCCCCGUCUAAACCGGGCGCCUUCGCAAAGUACUGGAUGGGACACCGCAAAACAGAUUCUGAUACAGCGUCCAUCGCAUCCUCUAAAAAGGGUGGGACUGACAAUGAAGAUGCCGCAAGCGUGAGGAUUAAGCCAAAGAAGAGGAAGGGCACGGAUGAGGAUGGGCCGUUAGAAGGAAAAGACUUAGUCAAGGCCGUUCGCGAACUCAACGGCUACCUGGCUGGUACCAGAGCUCGUCUACAGCGAUGGAUCGACCCGGCAACUGGGAAGCUGAAACGGCGCAAGACAGAAGCUAACCUCGACUCUAUGAUAAACUUACAUGAGAACCUCGACGUUCUACUUACAAACUCCCACUCGGAGUCUGAUGAGCAACUUGAACACGAGCUGAAGCAAACCUUUACCCUGGUUGAUACAGUACUAUUCCGUGGGUUAAUGUUUGUUACCCCGACGCUUGCUGGCUCUCUCUUCCGCAUCCCGAACUUCUGCGAUCCCGCAGUAGUAAACGAGCAUUUGCUUAAGCAUAACCGAUAUAAUGAGUUAGUUGAUUUUUUCUACGGGAAGAAGCUCCACCGCGAGGCGCUCACUCUCCUUCGCAAGUUCGGUAAUGCGGAAACCGAGGGGGAGUCAGCUAAGCUUGACCUUAAUGGGCACGUGGACGUCGAAGUCGUUAUACCUGAACAGCUCCGGGGUUCGCAGAGGACAGUCGGCUAUCUACAGAGUCUACCACCGGAGAUGAUCGAUAUCAUUCUCGAGUUUGCUGACUGGGUCCUGCGGCGGGAUCCCGACCAAGGCAUGGAGAUUUUCUUAGCAGAUAGUGAAAAUGCCGAGACCUUACCGCGUGAAAGGGUUGUCCGGUAUCUCGGCGCUAUAGACGUCAACCUGGAAAUCCGGUACUUACAACACAUCAUCACGGAGUUGGAAGACGGCACGCCAGACUUUCAUAACCGGUUAGUAGAGCUAUUGAUCCACGCACUAAAAGAAGGCGAGCGAGACGAAGCCUGGAGUGAGAAGCUGGAUAGUCUAGUGGCAUUCCUGAAAGCAAGCCAGCAGUACAGUCUUAGCAAAGCACUAAGCAUAAUUCCUCGUGAUGAUUCUGCAUUUUACGAAGCUCGGGCUAUAGUAUUUAGCAACAUGGGCUCACACAAGCAAGCACUGGAGAUCUACGUAUUCAAUAUGCAGGACUAUACUAAAGCAGAGGAGUAUUGCAAUCACAUUCACGCGCUACCUAGCUCUCGCCGGGAAUCUUUUGCCGCGUCGUUGUCUGUGGACGACGAAGAUCGCGACCCCGACUCAAAGCCGUCUAUCUACCACAUGCUUCUCUCGCUAUACCUUAAUCCACCGGCACCUAACAAGCCAAAUCUAGGCCCAGCCCUGGCGCUCCUUUCGAGACACGGUUCGCGUCUACCGGCAGAAUCAACUUUGUCCCUUAUACCAGACGACUUGCCCGUGACGGGGCUAGAAUCGUACUUCCGAGGCCGGAUCCGCGCAGCUAAUAGCGUGGUAUCGGAGUCGCGCAUCAUUGAGGGGCUUCGAAAAACGCAGCUCAUCAAUACCCAGGCGUUGCUACUACUCGGCGACGGUAUCUCCGGCGGACAGAGCGGGCGCAGCAGGAAGGUUGUCAUCGGCGAGGAGAGGUCGAAGAGCGAAAUCGAACUAUUAUAUCAUCGGGGCAGGGGGUAUUUUCGGGGUCCGAGCGGUUGGUUCGUCGAGGCAGAGGGAAUGGACCAUGUCGCAUAUAUCGAAGGCGCGCAGGUGUUCCGGUUCAUUUAG